Molecule: messenger RNA, 759 nt
Organism: Pelobates fuscus (common spadefoot toad)
Lineage: Eukaryota; Metazoa; Chordata; Amphibia; Anura; Pelobatidae
Product: myb-related transcription factor, partner of profilin-like
Exons: 2
Coding region: 241-759 (172 amino acids)
Cellular component (GO): nucleus
Source: RefSeq, a predicted model, not a curated record
UCCCCCUACACAGGUAGUCUCUGCACGUUGGAAUGUCACUGAAGUUUGCUAUAUAAGAAUGUAGUCCGUUUACAGUAGACACCUGAAGGCAGUAGACACACCCUAUCAGCAGCGAAAUAAGCUAGAUAUAGGAGUUUCUUUAAAGAAAUCGAAACUAACUCCAUUAUACCUUUCAGCUCACUAGAUUUUACCUGUCUACACAGUUCCUCACAGCUUCAUUUUCAGGUAUCUAUUACCAAAAUGGCUAAGCAAAGUAUGGAAGAUCUGUCUGAUCUAAUGAUUAAAAAGAGGAAGAAGAAGUUCAGUGACAAAGAGGACCAAGUACUGGUCAAGGAAAUCCUAGCCCAUGUUGAGCAAUUAUAUGGACCAAAUGCCUCCAACUCCGUAAGGAAAACAGUUAUCUGGCAAAAUAUUGUCACAAAGAUUAACAAAGAAGGUGGAACAAACCGCACACUCAUAGAUUGCAAAAAGAGAUGGAGUGACUACAAAAGGAAAAUUAGACGUGUGCUAAUGGAAAAAGCUCCUGUUGUUAAUAUGGAAAAGAUUCUAAAUUCCACUCAACUAAAAGUAGCUAAAUUCUUCCGGUUGGAUCAAGAGAACAACAGCGACACUCGAAAAUCAGCAAAUGUCAUGCCUGAUAAUGAAGGCAAGUCGUUGACUGCAUAUAUUCUAUCAUACCUCCCUGGUGUCCCUAUUCCUAAUCCUACCCCUAUCCCUAAUCGUACACCUAACCCUACUCUACCCCUAACCCUACCAUAA